CAUCGUAAGACAAAGUGAAAAAACAUAAUUCCUGUCAAAAAAGGUUCGUGUGCCUUAAUGGUUGCGAUAAGUGUAAAUAUUGACAUACCUCUUCUGUCUACUACCAUUGCUUAUUAAUGGAACUCCUAAUGUCAUAACCCGAGGUUUGGGAGUCCGCCCAGAGAAUAUUCCUCAUCAUCGGAAUGAAAAUGGCCGAGAUGUAGAGAUAAAAAUUCACACGCAUUAAGUAGAGAAAUGUCGCAGGUUUUUCUUGUCAUUUUUGUUGCUUUGUUGACGGAUUUGCCAAUUUCAAAUGGAAUAAGUUGCUAUGUAUGCGAGAAAACAACAUCGGAACAGACUUGUAUAUCGGGUGAAAGACUUGUGCACGACAGAUUGAAAGGGGGGCGCUUUGUUCGCAACUGUACAUCAGACAAUCACUGUCUGAUCGAAGCUAUCAUCAAUGCCGGAGGUGUCUAUGUUAGCUACAUGAGAAGUUGUACGGACGGGUUUUUUACCGGCCAAAAAGUCGAAAUGCUAGCAAAAAGGGUGAAACCAAACAAUUUGACAGAAUGCGCCUAUGAUCUUCUAUCUGGGUUUGUGUUCUGUGUAACUCUUUGUCACACAGAUUACUGCAAUGGACCACGGCCAUACGAGAUUUCUACAGCGAUGAAGACCGAGUUAUUUAUUUCUUUUUACAGUGUUGUUGCAUUAAUUGUGUACAAGAUUUCAAGAAGAUGAAAAACAUAUUGACUUGACAAACACAUCGAAUGAAAAAUACAUAAAUUUUAUCGAGUCUGGACAAACACAUCGAAUGCUGAAUACAUAUAUUUUAUUAUUUUUGCUGCAUUUGCUGUUGACCACUGUUUAACGACAGUCUGUGGUUUGUUGCAAACAAUUUAUGACGAAAAUCCUUAAAAUAUGCUGUAAUCGUUGUAAAAACAAUAAAGUGAUUAAAUGAA
Molecule: messenger RNA, 938 nt
Organism: Magallana angulata
Lineage: Eukaryota; Metazoa; Mollusca; Bivalvia; Ostreida; Ostreidae
Exons: 3
Coding region: 235-717 (160 amino acids)
Source: RefSeq, a predicted model, not a curated record